Molecule: messenger RNA, 3822 nt
Organism: Leishmania major strain Friedlin
Lineage: Eukaryota; Euglenozoa; Kinetoplastea; Trypanosomatida; Trypanosomatidae
Exons: 1
Coding region: 1-3822 (1273 amino acids)
Source: RefSeq, a predicted model, not a curated record
AUGCCAUCGGCACCCCCGGAGGAGUUCAAAGUGGAAUUCAUCUCGUCGUCGUCGUCCGUGCAGUCGUCGGCGGUACCAUCGCGCACGACGUCGCGAGGGGCGUCCUCGUCGUCAGAGGCUGCUGCUACCGAGAAAAUCGAUGCGGAACACGCGCCAGCAGACGCCUCUGACGCUGGCGACGGCAAGUCCACUGUGUCGAGCGACACUGCAGGCGCACGUGAAGGCACGACCUCGGAGGAGCAACUCGUGCCGCUCACGUUUGCCCACGGCACGGAGCUGACGGUGUCCGCGGCGUUGGUGGCAGCGCUGGAUGAUGAGCUGACCAGGUGCGCUUUGCUUCUCUUCGACGGCAGGAUCCCUCAGCAGCAGCCGCCACCCCCGCCGGGGCCGGGGCCGGUGGAAGUGCCUCGGCAGUGGUGGUCGGAGGCGGUCAACUACCACCGUGCCGUCUUGCUGGGCUACGAUGACGCCGGAUUCGCGUACGUGGACGCGCAGGCGUUUGCGCAGCGAGUGCCGCAGCCGCAGGGAUGGCGACUGUGCCCCCUCCCGCUGCUGGUGUGUGAGGUGGCGAAGUUGGUUCACUUUUAUCGAGAUGCGGAGCUGGACGACACAACGAGCGAGCAGAGCACCGCCGCCGGCGCCUCUGGCGCUGCACUGCGUUACCCGGUGCUGCCGAGGCCCUCAAGGUGUGCUGCUGCUGAGGGAAACGGUGGACUUGUGAACGCACAGCCGAGCCGCAAUGGCAGUACUGACGCAGCCUCACCCUCACCUUCUUACCAGGCCCCCGCGUCUGGCGAGCCGUCGCCGUCCACGUCAUUAGCUACAACGCCGCCUGUCCCGCCCUCGACAUCACUUGCGUACCUGAGCCCGCCCCUGCGCUGGAGUCUGCCGAUGUGCGGCCACGCGCCCUCGCUGAACUUGCAGCAAGUAUUCCGAGUGCAGUCAAACCGCGUGUAUCAGCUGACACGGCCGCCUGAGGAGGUGGUGUUUCUCGGCGUCGCAUUUGGAAUCCCGUGGAUUCGACCGGUUGUGUUGGCUACCGCAACAACCCCUGAUGCAGCGUCAUCGCAGGUGGGAACGUGUCGCGGUGUCGUACUUCACGCAACCGACCCCUCGACUUCAUCGCUGGCAUCGCAACCGCCGGCCGGGUAUCGCUGGAAGGACAUGCGUGCGUGGGCGGAACCGCUCAUUGGGUGCCACGACGCAUGCGAUAUUCGCGGUCGCCACGGUCUGGUAGACCCGUCGCCAGGUGCGACGGGGGUGUCCCCUGCUGCUUCUGUCGCCGAUGCCGAAGGAUCUGCACCUCCCUCUGCGCGGUCAUCAGCUGUUACUGGAGCGCCGCCCGAGGAUUCGGGGCAGGAAGCGUCGCUGCGGCCCAGUGAGGCCGACGAGCAGAACAGCGGCACGUCCGCUCCUCUCUCACUGUCACCCCCGUCGCCCUCGCAGAAACCGCUCACCGCCGCUGCGCCGCUGUUUGUGAAAGAAGGCGCCCGUGUCUUCGUGCCUGGCCGCUUCGGUGUAAUGCUCGAGUGCAACACCAAUUCGGCGCUGAUGGAGGCGCACUUCGGCGUUGUGCACGCCGAUCAACUUGUACCGCGUGCCCUAUCGUCUCACGCUGCCGCUGCGCAGCUCUCCGGUGCAUCAAAGCCAGACAAGACGCCGACGCCAUCACUGCCGCCUGGGCCUUUCAUUGUCAUGGGGCUGUACGGUCGCAACGUGCUCGUGCUAAUAGCCGACGGCGAGGGGCAGACUGCAGUGCAGAUUCACGUUACGCGCGGCGUCGCAGAGGUCGCGGAGACGUUUCGAAAAGUGGCAGGGACGCCACUGCCGCCGCCCGCGCUGCCGCUAGAGCCACUCAGCGUGCCUGCAUCACCACCUGAGUCGACAAUGGUCGCCGAGGCUGCUGCUGCCUCUCGCUUGGUGGCCAACGAUGAAGUCUCGCAGGAGAGGCCGCAGGCGCCGGAGACAGAGCGACGGGAGGACCAGGCAGGACCCGUGCCCGCUACAGUGACUUGCAUUGUGGCUGAGGAGACCGACGCCUUCAUGGCCCCUGCAGCAGAUAUAGCUGCUGCUGCUGCUGCCGAAGCGCAGUUAUGCAAGGAUAAGGCUGCGGGCAUGCGGGGUGUGGAGGGGGUGUGUAAAGAAGUCGGCACCGCUACACCGGUGGCCGAUGAGGAGCGUCACGGAGGGCCGCCGCCGACCAAAGAAGUGAUUCUAACCGACCUUCACAAAGCCGGUGAGACCGCUGCGCAUGCCUGCUCGAGUGUUGUCGUGGAGAUAUCGCAAGGGGUCUCGAUAUCGGCCGCUUCUGCACCGCGCACAUGGCGAUGGUCGUCAACGACAUCGUCCUCGGCGUCUUCGAGCUCCUUCGACUCACAUGCUUCGCAGCGACUCCGGCAGCAGCAGCAGCAGAGUCGGUUGGAGCAGAUUGGAGAGGAACAGGCACACCGUUCAGGUCCUUCCACAGGGAGAGCCAGCGCACCAAGCACUCCCACCGAUAAAGUUGUGGAGGAGGUGGCUGAGGCAUGGCCAACUUAUGGGGCACAGCUGCUUGAGUCUGCGGAGGAGGUGACGGUUGUGCCCGCCGUGACGCCGGCGACAGAUGAUGCGCCGCCGCUGAUGACCCUACCGGCGGCCGAACAUGCCAUGACCUCCCAGAACGGCGAAGGAGUCUUUCAGGCGGAGGCUGCUAUCGGUGUCGUCGAAGCGGCGAACACCAAGACACCUGGAGAGAAAGAUGUGCACUAUCACGACGACGGAGUGGUCUCUGCUGAUGCUUCGCUGCACGGGCAAUCCCUGCUGCAGCUGCCUGAGAAGGACCUCAGCGCGCCAGAAGGUGAAAGUGAGAAGCACCUGCAGCUGGGCAGCAGCCUCGCGGUUCAGUUUUUCGCCGACCACACACCGAGCUUGCUCCCGGCCUCGUCAUCGAUGCCGCGACCAUCGCAACAGCAGCACACAGGCGACGCGCAGGAGGCGUCGCUAGGCACGGAGGUGAGCUUCGAUGAAGAUGGUGUGGACGCGCAUCGUCUUCCUGCGACACUGGAGAGCGAUUGCGAAGAGCGAGUGCAGCACGUGAGCGGCGCAGAUGCCGACGAUGUUGCCGGGCCAGUUAUUGCAUUCCAAGCAUCAUCUCUGUUGGCGUCGGUGGAACAGCGGGGAUGGGCCAACCAGGCACCUCCCGUUCGCCACGUUGCCAUUCCAGCCGGUGAGGAGGUGGCAGUGACGACAGCGAUGGCACGCUCAGCAACGGCCUUCACACCUUCCUACUCUCCGCCACCAGCGAGCCCUGCAGACCUCCGGGCAGCACCGCGAGUUUGGGGUGCACAGGGGACGUCUUACCCCACUUCAGGCCCCUCACCAUGCGCGGCGGCGGUUGGGCUGCAGCACCACUCCGCGGCGACGCCGUUUACCAACUUCCUGAAGGCAUACGCAGUCUACGUGCUCGGCACACAUGGAGCAGCAAGCGGAGGCGAGAGCAAGCAGCUGCGCAACGGCACAGCGCCGCACAUGAACGAGUGCGCGGCGGGGGCAGGGGAAGCUUCGCGGGGCGUAGCGGAGCUCGCUUCGAUACUGGACUUCUACCGUGAGCAACCGCUGGCGCGCAUCAUGGAGGCCACAGCUAUUCAGCGGCGCUGUCGUGCGGCGUGGAAUGAGGUCAUCGCAUCCACACCUGCCUCUGCUGCAGCGCAAGUUGGGAGCGAUGUGGAGGUGUGCAAGCUGAAGGCAUCUGCGUCGACGACUGUUUUUACGGAACUCUGCGUUGAUGAGCUCGUAUCGCUGCUGGCUAUCGUGCAUUAUCCGUCACCGAGACAGGAUGGAUGA